AUGCCCGGAACUCCCUCUAGCACGGGCUGCGAGGCCUGUAGGAGGCAGAAGAAACGGUGCGACAAAGUCCAACCAAAGUGCGGCCGAUGCAAACGACUAUCCAUCAAUUGUGUUGGGAAUGGCGUCAAGCGAUGGAAGUUUCAGUCUUUUGGAGUUGAGGAUCAACGCCUGACUCCAACACCGAGACGGAGUCCCAGCAAUGGCAAGACGAGAGUCGCAUCGUCGCUCGUUCACAUCCUCGGCAUCGAAGACAUUCGAUACGAUCUCCGCGCCUUUGGAGGCAAGCUCAUCCCCGAUCUUCCUCAACAACUGGGCUCCAGUCCAGCCCUCGAUGCCUGCGUAUCCGCCAUGGUCGCACUAUACAGAUCUCGUCAAUACCAACAAUCCAAGGUGGAUGCUCUGUCCAAGUACGGCGAAGCUCUGGCCGCGACUCGAAAGUCAAUACAAGACCCUUCAGAACCUGUCGUCACAAAGAUGCGCACAGUUUCUGUCAUGUACAUUUGCCAUUCUUGGCUGGACCGCAAACACGCUGAGCAGCAUCGCGAAAUGAUAUCACAUCUAUUCCGUGAAGCUGUUGAAGCUGGAAAAGCAGAGGAUAUUGAGCCAGAAUACUUCCAGGGACUGACUCAAUUAGCAGUUCUAGCAAACAUUCUCAAUCCAAGGUUCGAGUUGGGCCCAUGGUUUUGGAAUGCCUGUAAAAACACUGGCACUCCUCGUCCUGUCCGGUACCACCAAGGUGCAUUUUUGAGUCUGGAGCCCACAACUAUGGCAGAAGCGGCAAUCUACAUUCGCUCGCCGAGGCGUUACCAGUAUCAGCUUCGGUGCAUGUACAAUCUUGUACAGUCCGAAAAGGCAAGAAUCCGCCAGCUCGUCACAUUUGCAACAAUGGCCACCAUGAUGCCUAAAGCACCACCCAUGGCUAUGAGAGUCCUGUCCUCAUACCGAUUUGCGUGGGGGUUGCUCUUGGGUCUGGGAUCCAUUCUGAACCAUGUUCUACGGAUAUUCGACCACGAUCUAGAUCUUCUUACCGAAUCACAUCAAUAUGUCGACGAGGCCAUAGUGUUGACAGAGCAGACUGCUCCCAGCCGGCCCAACGGCGCUGCAUUUACACCAGACUACCUCAAGAUGGUCUGGGCGUCCAUCACAGACUCUUACCGAUCUGCCGAGAUAGAGGCGAUUCUACUCGACUAUGAAAAUGACGUAGAGGGCGCUGAGUAUCUAGAAGAGGCUCUCGCCAUGAAGAGGAGGCUCUACCGGAUGGCAAGACGCGAGACACAAUUUCAGGUGCAAACACCACCGGAAGUACCGAUGAUGGGAUGCAUGCAGGAUCCAUUGGAUGAUAUGCGGGUGCAUGAUAUUGGAGCGCCGAGCGAGUGUGUGAUACUUUAG
Molecule: messenger RNA, 1389 nt
Organism: Fusarium keratoplasticum
Lineage: Eukaryota; Fungi; Ascomycota; Sordariomycetes; Hypocreales; Nectriaceae
Product: Zn(2)-C6 fungal-type domain-containing protein
Exons: 4
Coding region: 1-1389 (462 amino acids)
Biological process (GO): regulation of DNA-templated transcription
Molecular function (GO): DNA-binding transcription factor activity, RNA polymerase II-specific; zinc ion binding
Source: RefSeq, a predicted model, not a curated record